AUGGCACAAGACACCGACGACUCAGAAAUACUCAAACGAGAUGCCAACUCUGAAGUGGAGGAAAUUCUUCGUCAGUUAGAUGACCUGCAACGGAGGAGACUGGUCUUUGAUGCGCGAGGGUUACCAACUACCAAGGUUACCAAGAGGCCACCUGAGCGCCAUAAAGACGAGGAUGCCGACGACGUUUCCAGGUCAUCAUCUGCUGGCCAGCCAUCGUGUAAUGGCGUUAGUGGUGGUGGCGGGGCUGGUGGGCCGGCCCAGCACCUGAUGGUGCCUUACUAUGUGCCCCGAGCGCUGGCAGUGCCCCUCAGCCUGGGAGGGCAACCUGUCUCCCCAGAGAUGGCCAUGAAUCUCAGGAAGAUCCUGUUUGGCAAUGUGUUUCACGUCUUCAACUACGAGUGGAAGAGAUCUUUUUUCAAAUUCCGAGAGCCCUACUCUGAUCUGUCAUACGCUUUGGAGACAGAGCGGGGUGGUGCUCGAGCAGUUCAGAUGGUGGUCCAAGCAAACAUACUCAAAUAUCUCCUCUAUUCGCGGAAGAGUGACUCUGCCCGCUGUGGGUUGCAGAGUCUGGAGGAGGUGGAUGACAAGGGCCAGGAGCAGGCUCUGGCCUCCGCUCUGGCGGACAUCAUGUGGGCAGCAGGGGACGAGCAGGCGGCCACUGUAGCGCUGGUGGCCUCAGAAUGCUGCUCCACGCCGCUCCUAGACUACAAACCCGACAACUUCACAGAGAGGUUACAACUCUUUCACUUUGGUAGAAGGGAGGACACUCAAAAGUUCAUCUACGACCAUGUUCAGUGUUUUAAAGAAGAAGGAAGCCAUGGAGUCAUCCUCUUUCUCUAUGGUCUAAUUUUGUCCAGAUCCAUUGAUAGAUUGAGGAAAGACCUGGAUAAAUCCACUACUCAUCUAUUACAGCAAAGUCUGGGGAACUUUGUGUGCCGGCAGGCACUGCUGAACCUGCUGCUGACUGGGCGGGCCAACCCCAAUGUCUUUAAUGGAACGCUGCUGUACGAUGACAACGGGGAUCUGAUGGACUAUCCUCUGCAUGGGGUCCUCGCUCGAAGCGAUGUGGGCUACCUGCACUGGAGCCGAGAGCAGCUUCAACAAGGCAAACUGCCAGCUGUUGGCAGUAUGCUGAAGACCCCAAAGCUGCCUAUCUGGGUGUGCUGUAUAAAUGACACCUACAGCGUCAUCUUCAGUCCAAACCGCUCCUUACUGUCGGACUGGAAGAUGGAGCACCUUUUCCACCUCUACUUCUACAACGGACAGUCCUCCCAGACCAGCACAGCGCAGCUGACUAUAGACACCCAUUCCCAUCAUUGGGAGGUACAGAGGAGUGAUGUGCAGGGGGACCCAGAGAAGCGGUUCCCAUCCGUGGAGAUGACCAUUCGCACCAAGUGGGAAGGAGCAGCCAUUGACUGGAAUGGGACAGUGCCUUUCUUCUGACAUGAGAAAUGGGGCUGCUAUAUUUGCUGUUGAAGAAGGUAGGUCUGCACACUGCGAAAUAAGUGUAUGCCUGACGAAGAUCCAGGGUGAUCGAAAUGUUGCUGUUUUCAUUUAAUAAACUUUAUUUUUCUGAACUUAUUCCGCAGUGUGCAGACCUACCUUCUUCAACUGUCUGACACUUUUGUCUAGCACCUGCAACAAAUGACUUUGGAUGUGCGCACCCUACCCUAGACCAGUGUUUCCCAACCAGGGGUACGUGUACCACUAGGGGUCGUACUACUAGAGGACACUACAGGGGGUACUUGGAAUAAUGUCAUUUUAACAAAUGUAUAGUGCUUAGUUACAGUGAGAUAGAGAAAGCGAUACAAAACGUGACUGGGGUAACUCACGGCACCACAAAAAUGCUUAGGGGGUACUCAAGACAAAGGUUGGGAAACACUGCCCUAGACAACUGCUAUAUUUGCUGCCCAUCACAGCAUUUUGGGGAGCAUCUGUGGCCUAAAUAAUAUAGUUAGGGAGGUGGUCUAAUCAGAAGGUUGCCAGUUUGAAUCCCACACCAUCCAUGGUUGAAGUGCCCUUGAGGAAGGCACCCCUGCCUCGCUUUGCUCCAGGGACUGUGACCAAUACCCUGUAAAAAAAGUAACUGCAAGUUGUUUUGGGUAAAAGCGACUUCUAAAUGUACUGUAAUGUAAAAAAAAGUGAUUGAUUAA
This is a messenger RNA of Engraulis encrasicolus (European anchovy), 2153 nucleotides long. RefSeq names its product MINDY family member 4B (gene mindy4b). NCBI's taxonomy places the organism in Eukaryota, Metazoa, Chordata, Actinopteri, Clupeiformes, Engraulidae. Gene Ontology annotation, molecular function: cysteine-type deubiquitinase activity; K48-linked deubiquitinase activity. The record is from RefSeq and is a predicted model, not a curated record. Bases 1 to 1443 code for a protein of 480 amino acids. Gene Ontology annotation, biological process: protein K48-linked deubiquitination. The transcript is spliced from 12 exons.